AAGAAGGAUACCUGCAGCUCUUUUACUGUCCGUGUUCAUUUCAUUUCAAAGGAAAACAUGUCUGUUGUGAAACUGGAAGAGUGUCGACAGCACAUCAGGGCACAGCUGGACAGCGUGGUGGAAUUCUGGCUCAAAUAUUCCCACGACACCGAGCACGGAGGCUUCUUCACAUGCAUCGGGAGGGACGGUAAAGUUUAUGAUGAACUGAAGUAUGUGUGGCUGCAGGGUCGACAGGUGUGGAUGUAUUGUCGUCUCUAUCGAAGCAUGGAUCGUUUCCGUAGACCCGAAAUCCUCGAAGCAGCAAAAGCCGGAGGAGCCUUCCUCAGAAAGUUUGCUCGUGUUUCCAACAACGGAAAUCAGUGGAAAUGUGCUUUUUGUUUGACAAGAGAUGGAAAACCCACCAAGGUUCAGAGGACCAUAUUCAGUGAGUGUUUCUAUGUAAUGGCCAUGGACGAACUGAGCAGGGUCACUGGUGAUGAGGAAAUGCAGCUGGAGGCUGAGCAGAUGAUGGAGCAGCUGAUCUACUGGGUCCGAGAGGAUUCGUCAGGUCUUGGACGGCCCCAGCUUCCAGGAGAUGUUCCCACUAACAGCAUGGCGGUUCCCAUGAUGCUGCUGUGUCUUGUCCAGCAGCUGUCUGAAGGCCGUCUGGAGACAGGGAGGAAGUAUGCAGAGCUGGGAAGCUGGUGUGUGAGUCAGAUUCAACAACACAUCCAGAGAGAUGGCACGGCAAUCUUAGAGAAUGUGUCAUUGGCUGGGGCAGAGCUGCCUGGAUGUCUGGGACGGCUGCAGAACCCAGGCCAUGCCCUGGAAGCAGGCUGGUUCCUGCUGCAGUAUGCAACACAGAACCAUAACAAGGAAAUCCAGAGAACUGCUAUUGAAAAGUUUGUGCAGCUUCCUUAUGAGAGUGGCUGGGAUGAAGAGUAUGGUGGCCUGUUCUACUUUCUGGAUGUGGAUGGUCACUGCCCCACUCAGCUGGAGUGGAGCAUGAAGCUGUGGUGGCCGCACAGCGAGGCUCUGGUUGCCUUCCUCAUGGCCUACAGUCAGACCAAGCAGCCCAAACUGCUGGAGAGAUUCUUCAAGGUCUAUGAGUACACCUUUAGCCAUUUUCCUGACUCUAAUAGUGUUGAGUGGUUUGGCUAUCUGACACAAGAAGGGAAAGUAGCUUUGGAUUUUAAAGGAGGACCCUUUAAAGGCUUCUUCCAUGUGCCUCGCUGCCUCUACAUGUGUGAAUCCAUCUUGGAUGAUCUUCUGGCAGAAAAAGACUGAACUUUUCUACACCAGGGGAUCUUAGAAACAGAACUUGAAUCUGUUGGUUAUAACUAGAAACAUGUCUAAAUUUACACAACUGCCUGUAAUAAUCAUCAUUUUCUAUCUUAAAAGUCUUUCUAUACUGUGAAUUUAUUAUUUUAGUAUAAUGUUACUCUGUUUAUCUGACUUUCGAACACAUCCAUGAUAGAAAGUUGUCAUGAAAAAUAAGUGUUGCUAUCCUUGCAGAUACAGUCUGCAUAUUUUUUAAAGAAAUAAAAAUACAUCUAAAUAAAAAGAGAAGCUGUCUGAAAGAGCCAAUGGUGAAAUUCUGAUCAUCAAUCAAAAACAUUAACACACAACAAGUUGACAUUGUUUGUUAAAUUGUGCCUUUUUCUUAAAAAAAAAUUUAAGGUUCUUAUCCUACUAACCUAGAGGCAAUUUUAGACUUAACAUUUCAUGUAAUCUGAAAUAAAAUAAGGUAUAUCUCA
Messenger RNA from Cyprinodon tularosa, 1736 nucleotides. Its product is annotated as renin binding protein. Gene Ontology annotation, molecular function: peptidase inhibitor activity; N-acylglucosamine 2-epimerase activity. The record is from RefSeq and is a predicted model, not a curated record. Gene Ontology annotation, biological process: N-acetylglucosamine metabolic process; carbohydrate metabolic process; N-acetylmannosamine metabolic process. The transcript has 10 exons. Bases 58 to 1266 code for a protein of 402 amino acids. NCBI's taxonomy places the organism in Eukaryota, Metazoa, Chordata, Actinopteri, Cyprinodontiformes, Cyprinodontidae.